AUGGCACCCACCGCAUCAACGUCCCAACACCCCUCCCAACCCUCACACACCCACACCCGCACCUCGUCCUCGUCCUCCUCCUCACGCCUCCGCCCCGGCCCCUUAACACGCCAAGAAGCCCGACUAGGAAUCACGACCAGUUAUCCGAACCUCGGUUUGCAUGGAGCGGCUGCGAAUGGGAAUACGGGCCUGGUCCAAUACGCCCUCUCUCACGGCCAACCCGUCAACUCGAUCCUCUCGGGCGUCCUUCCCUUACACGCCGCCGCUUCCUCCGGGAACGAGACGGUCGUGCGGAUGUUGAUCGAGGCCGGAGCGGACGUCAAUAGUCCGCGGUUGAGUCGGAGGUUCACGCGCGAGGGGAGCAAGGAGAGAGGGGUGUCGGUUGGGACGCAGGGCUCGACUCCCCUGCACUUUGCCGCCGCAAACGGCCACCUCGCGAUCCUCCACCUCCUCCUCUCCUACGGCGCCGACCCACGCAUCCCUGAAAAAGCCGGCAUAACGCCCGAGCAAAUCGCCGUGUCGAACGGGCACCUGGAUGCGGCGGAGGUGUUGAGAGGGUGGGCGGACGUGUUGGACGCUCAGCAGUCGGCGCAGCAGGCGGGAGGAGGAGGCGCGGGGAAGAAGGGAGGGAGUACGCGGUCUUUGAGUCUGAGGACCGCAGCGGUGGGAGCGGGACCGCCCCCAUCCACCCGCACUCGCAGCCUCUCAACCGCCGCCUCCGUCCUACACCCUCAACGUUCCUUCGACCGCCUCGCGACCAAACUCGUCCAAUCAGCGCACACAGCCCAACUUCCCUUCACCCACGUCCGCGGCUUGACGUCUUCCUCCUCGUCACUCUCCUCCGCCGCGGCAUACGCGACCCCCAGCGCGUCGACGAGCCAGAUCUCGCUUGGGGCGGUGGGUGGGCCGCUGGGGAUGCAGAUUCAGGGUGGGAACGGGAGUAGUUGGUCUGUCGCGAGUUCGACGGCCGGAGGAGGAGGAGGAGGGAGUUCGUCGUCUACUCCUUCGACGAGGAGGCUAUCGUUCAAUUCCCUCCGCUCCGGGAACGGCGCGGCGAAUGGGGGCGCGGCGAAGGAUUCGAGUGCGGGUGCGGGUACGACGCCGAGGACGAGGAGGCCUAGUCUGCCGAGCGUAUGGGAAAAGGCGGGGCGUCCAGGCGCAGCGAUCCGACAAGCUUUCGGCUUGAAUUCCGCCUCUCCUUCCGCCGUACCAGCGUCUUCAGCAUCCGCCGCCGCCGCCGCCGAGGAAGACCCGCACGUAUCAGCCGAUGAGCUGAGCGAACAAGACCGCACCGAGCGCGCCGAGCGACGGAGGAGCCUCGAAGUUCACCGACCGCUCAGGCAGGACUCGUUUGUCGGCAGUUUGGCGGUGCAGGCUGAGUCGCCAGGCCUGCGCGUCGAGGAUGAGGAGGCGGAGGAAGAAGCGCAAACACCGCUUGCGACGAGGGCGCCGGAGUUGCCCCUGCCUGCUUCGACGACCGCCGGCUCGACGAUCGGACCGCUCACCCGUGCAGCUUCGCACCAUUUCUACCGACCGAGACAGAGCAGUAACCUCUCGAAGGGGUCGUUCUCCGGUCGUCGACCGAGUAUGGAUGAGGAGGAAGGCGUUCCGGGUGCAGAGCAGGAGAAGGAGGGAGAGGCGAGUGCGGGAGUGUUUGAGGACGAGCCAAGCCCGCCAACGACGGCUGUCUCCUCGCCCGUCACGUCCCGGAAUCGCCGCCGCGCCUUGUCGAACCCGAAUCCGCAGUCCGGCACUCGUUCGCCUUUGUUGCAGCAAGUGCACUUCAAUCAGCACCAGCAGCUGCAGCUGCGCGCGAAGGAGGACGGUACGGUGGGAUCGUCGGCGUCGCGGCCUUCGAUUGCGGACGCCGAAGACGGAGACGGCGACGAGGAAGACGUGGUGGGGAUGUUGCGGCCACUGCAGGCUUAUCCGACUUACGACGCUCGACGGGCUUUCGCGCCGCCCGAUUCGGCCGGCGACGGGUCUGCACCUCCGCACGACGCGACCGGGCGCAAUCGCAGCAACUCUGCCUCGACUCGGUUCUCCUCCUCGCCCGGCUCGUCCUACUCCGGCCCGACGUUCUCGACCUACGCUCCCUCCGCUUCGACCGCACCGACAAGCGUCGCGCCCGGCAGUCCGGGGGCGAAAGCCAAGACGCGCGUUGAGCGUGCGCACGAAGCGAACGCGGCGCCGGGGAUGACGAGUCAGCGCUUGCUAGGGCCGCUGUACGAGUCGCGUGCUGUUCACUCGGCGUCGGCGUCGGUUGCGCCGCCUCGGACGGGCGAAGGCAGCGACGAGGAGGACAAGCCGAAGACGCGUGCGCAGGCGCGGUCGAGGGUGCAGAGAGCCGAGCGGGAAUUGCUCGGUUUCAAGUCGCCGCCGUCUUCGAGCGCGACAGACGCCAAGUCGGCAGGGAGCGGAAAGAGCUUGAAGGACCAGCUUGCAGCCUAUGGGCGGAGCUUGAAGGCUGAGCGCGAGCUGGUUGAGCGCGAGGAGAGGGAGAAGGCGAAGGCUCGUUCGGCCGGGUACACGAUCGAGACCAUCUCGACGAGCGCGAAGACUCCGACUCCCGCCUCCGCCCAGCAACAGCCCGUCGCAGCCGCCUCGCCUGCGAUCCCCGCCUGGCGCGCCAUCCCGCACGUCGACCGCCUCGUUCCGCCUUCUCCCGGUCGCCGCAGCGUCUCACCCGGCGCCACCUCCUCGACACCGCGCCGCCGCCCCUCCCGCGACCUCGACUCGUCGAACCCUUCGUCCGCCAAGACGACCCCGCCCAAGUCGUCGAUCACGGAGAGCAAGCGCGCGUCGUCGCCUACGUCGACCCGCUCCGGCUCGAACAAGAGCAGCUCGACGACGAUGGCGGGCAGUGCGGCGGUUUUGGGCUCGGGACCGGGCGGCGUCUCGUUCGUCGAGGUGCAGCCUGCACGGUCGGACGGACAUCACCACUACCACCACCACCACUCGCACGCCCAGCCUCGCGCGACUCGCAGCGACAAGUCGCACUCGGACGGACGGGGCGGAGGAGCGACGUCGACCCUCUCAGCAGCCGGCAUGGGCGCGACAGCGGCGGGCAAGAUCUCGAUUCGAGACCAGGUCGAGGUGGACAGGCGGAUCAAGGACGAGCAGGAGCAGCGGAUCCCAAAGGCUGCGCGGACGGCGCCGCAGAAGAAGGCCGGUUUGAAGCGGUUCUUCGGCGGAGGUGGCGGAUCCAGUGCGGGAGGUCGGUCGUGA
Molecule: messenger RNA, 3228 nt
Organism: Rhodotorula toruloides NP11
Lineage: Eukaryota; Fungi; Basidiomycota; Microbotryomycetes; Sporidiobolales; Sporidiobolaceae
Product: Ankyrin repeat protein
Exons: 4
Coding region: 1-3228 (1075 amino acids)
Cellular component (GO): nucleus; cytoplasm
Molecular function (GO): protein binding
Source: RefSeq, a predicted model, not a curated record